AUGCCGCACCUACCACUACAAGUAUGUAGCUCCGAAGGCGAAGUACUUCCCUUAUUCGAUAUCCGUACAGCCGUCUUAAACCCCGUCUCGGAAGCCAAAGUAAGGGUAGUCACUCUCUAUAUCGCAGGGGCAGGCUCUCCAAGGCCCUCCCGCCCCUGCUCCUUAAUAACAUGCUAUGGCCGUGUGUCUUCUAAUCUUAAACACAACAUUCCAGCUGACAAAGCAAGAAGAAACAAACUGUACGAUUCAUCGUCUUGGGUGAUCGCAGUUCAAUUUUUUCCUAUGUUGCCAACUGCGGAACAGCCCUUGCUACAUUCCCAGCCUACAGUGAACCUUGCCUUUUAG
Colletotrichum graminicola M1.001 is the source of this 345-nucleotide messenger RNA. RefSeq lists its product as uncharacterized. The record is from RefSeq and is a predicted model, not a curated record. Lineage: Eukaryota; Fungi; Ascomycota; Sordariomycetes; Glomerellales; Glomerellaceae. Bases 1 to 345 code for a protein of 114 amino acids. The transcript has a single exon.